Molecule: messenger RNA, 1606 nt
Organism: Stegastes partitus (bicolor damselfish)
Lineage: Eukaryota; Metazoa; Chordata; Actinopteri; Pomacentridae
Product: DNA repair protein XRCC4-like
Exons: 8
Coding region: 104-1114 (336 amino acids)
Biological process (GO): positive regulation of ligase activity; immunoglobulin V(D)J recombination; double-strand break repair via nonhomologous end joining
Cellular component (GO): nucleus; DNA-dependent protein kinase-DNA ligase 4 complex; DNA ligase IV complex
Molecular function (GO): DNA binding
Source: RefSeq, a predicted model, not a curated record
GCUUCCUGAUGGUGCUUUAACUUGUCGGCGGUUGUUUUCAACAUCAAACAUCACAUUUCCUCCUUAAAACAAACCAACGGAGCCUCGCGCUGCAGCUGCAGGGAUGCACACGUCGGUGCGUGAAAUCCUCGUCUCUUCAGAGCCUGACUCCUCCUACUUCUUGCGUUUGGACUGGAAGGGGCGGGGCUUAGCUUCAGGCUUCCAGUGCAUGCUGACUGAUGGACAGGCUGCAUGGAGAGGAGCAGUGAGCGAGGCGUUGGUGUGCAGUGAAGCCGAGGAGCUGGAGAUGCAGAUGGAGCGCUACAUCCAGGACCUCCAGCAGGCGCUGACGGCAGCAGAAAGCUCCACCUCCUACACAUUCACCCUGAUGCCUCGUCCACCAGACCGCAGCUCCACAGUGACGCUGACGUACGAGAAGCUGCAGAAGGACCUCUCAUUCAGGUUGGGCUCCGUGGUACUGGAGGCCGUCGCAGAGCCGGUGGAGGCAGUGAGGGAGUUACUGACUCACAGUCUGCGCAGAGGAAACACUCUGCAGCACCACAACCAGAAACUGCAGGAGGAGAACCAGAGACUGAGACGAGAACAGCAACGCAUCGCUGCAGAGCUGAAGCGUUAUGCUGGUGGUAAAGACACCCUGGAGGCAGAGCUGUACUCUCGCUUUGUCGUGGUCCUGAACGAGAAGAAAGCCAAGAUCCGCAGUCUGCAGGAAACCGUCACCUCGCUGCAGGACACAAGGAGUUCUGACAAGCAGAAGAAGAUGAGUCCAGUGAAGUCAGACCAAGCAGCAGGUCAGGACGAUGAAUAUGGAGGCAGCACGGACGAGGAGCCAGAGGAGGUGCAGUCGCCUCCAGCCUCCAGUUUACCAUCCAGGGAGACCUCUACUCCGAGCCCAUUGGAGGACAGCCUGCGUGACAUCACAGAUGUGGCUCCAUCUCGGAAGCGGCGGUUCCGUCAGCUCGGGGCCCUGGGCGCCACGGUCAAGAGAGCGAACCCAGAGACGUCUCAGAUGACCAGCAGCGACUCUGCAGGAUCCAGUAAGCUGCAGACUCCCCAGCGCUCUGCAGAUGCUGCGGCAGCAAGUUCAGCAGUCGAGGACUUGUUUGAGGACUUCUGACUGCAGACCGGUGCCACAUCCCUGUACAGACACAUAAACACAACUACAGCGCUGAGUUAUGAAGACAGGUCAUAUUUUAGACAGAUUGAAUGGACUGGGCGUUUUGCAUUACAGUAUUUAUAUAGAGCAGUAAAAAUAAUGACAGGAUAUGACAGGAUGGGUGAAAAUGGGGUUGUCUGCUAUUGAUUAUUAGUAAUCUAGGACACGAAUAACAAAUAUAUGUUAAAUUAGAACAGACAAAACAAACAGCAUCCCUUCUACAUUUUAGAGAAAUUUUAAACUGAUAUGAUAGUUAAUGAACGAAUGGCCAAAGUUGUUUUUUUUUUUUUUUAAAGCUGUAAAAUGAAUAAACAAAAAUCUGUAUGUAUUUUAAACACUGGAAAUGUUUUGCAUUUGUUGCCUCGUGUAUAGAUUUCUAUAUGCAGUGUUUUAAAUUUUGUCAUUUUAAUAUUUUUGCUAAUAAACUGCAAAACUCAGAGCAAAGUGAUCUCA